ACUUAAAUUAAAUAUUUCAAACUUUCUUCCUCCUUAAAUUCCCUCAUGUAUAAGCAAAGAAUCUUAUAUUUAUACUUAAAUUAAAAUAAAAAGGACCCAUUUUUAUUUUUAUUUUUGUCCAAAAUGGAGCUGCCGGAGAUGGAAUCAAUGGCGACGGCGAUCGGAGUAUCGGUACCGGUGCUUCGAUUUCUACUCUGUUUUAUCGCCACCAUUCCGGUGAGCUUCCUCCACCGUUUUGUCCCUUCCGCCACCGGAAAACACCUAUACGCCGCGGUGAUGGGCGGUGUUUUGUCCUACUUGUCGUUUGGAUUCUCUUCGAAUCUUCAUUUUUUGGUGCCUAUGGUUUUGGGUUACGGUUCUAUGGUUGUAUCGAGGAGUUAUUGUGGGAUCAUCACUUUCUUCAUUGCUUUUGGUUACCUUAUUGGAUGCCAUGUUUACUACAUGAGUGGGGAUGCGUGGAAGGAAGGAGGUAUUGAUGCAACGGGAGCGUUAAUGGUGGUAACACUGAAAAUAAUUUCAUGUGUGAUCAAUUACCAAGAUGGAUUGUUGAAGGAGGAGGAUUUGCGUGAGGCUCAGAAGAAAAAUCGUUUGCUCAAGUUGCCAUCUGUACUUGAGUACUUUGGUUACUGUCUCUGUUGUGGAAGUCAUUUUGCUGGUCCAGUGUAUGAAAUGAAGGAUUACCUUGACUGGACGGAGAGAAAAGGCAUCUGGAAAUCUACUGAGAAAGGACAUCCA
Molecule: messenger RNA, 735 nt
Organism: Nicotiana tabacum (common tobacco)
Lineage: Eukaryota; Viridiplantae; Streptophyta; Magnoliopsida; Solanales; Solanaceae
Source: RefSeq, a predicted model, not a curated record